AUGGCAUAUACUACUCCAUUCCUCGACGCGGUUGCCAAACGUCGCUCAGUGUACACGCUGACGAAUACGUCGCCAGUCUCACAGACCCGCAUCACUGAGAUUGUGCAUGAGGCACUCAAGUACUGCCCUACGCCUUUCAAUGUUCGCAGCAACCGCUGCAUAAUCCUCUAUGGCGCCGAGCACACUGCACUGUGGACGCAUACCGAGGAAAUCAUGCCUUCCUGUGCUCCCAAAGAUCUAUUCAAUCUACUCGUUCCAAGAAUUGGCAUAUUCAAGAGAGCCUACGGCACCGUCCUCUUCUUCGAUGACCCAACCACAGUCUCCAAUCUGCCAGAUAUGUUCAAACCUGUCUUUAAGGAGUUCGCCAACGUUCACGAACCCGCGUCGGGAAUGCUGCAAUUUGUGGUCUGGACAGCGCUUGAAGCUGAAGGGCUUGGAUGCAACUUGCAGCAUUACCAGCCGCACAUUCUGCCGUGGAUCAGAAAGAAGUACAAUGUUCCGGAAAGCUGGACUUUGGAGGCCCAGCUCGUGUUUGGAGAAAUGACUGAGGGCCCUGGGGACGAGCCAGAGAGGACUUAUUUGGAGGAAUCUUUGAAAGUCUUUGGAGGGAACGAUGCAACAGGUUCGAGCUAG
Parastagonospora nodorum SN15 is the source of this 633-nucleotide messenger RNA. RefSeq lists its product as hypothetical. Gene Ontology annotation, biological process: cellular response to oxidative stress. The transcript is spliced from 4 exons. NCBI's taxonomy places the organism in Eukaryota, Fungi, Ascomycota, Dothideomycetes, Pleosporales, Phaeosphaeriaceae. The record is from RefSeq and is a predicted model, not a curated record. Bases 1 to 633 code for a protein of 210 amino acids.